AUGAACAAUUCAAUUUCCUCUUAGUAAAUUGAACCCAAGAACAAACCUGUCAUGCAGGAUCAAUCGAACAUCUUCUAGGUGGAAAAGAGAUCAACUUCAAAGAUGUUUUGGAAUAAAAGAGUCAUUCAACUAUCAAAUGGUAUGCUUAGUUAUUUCAAGGUUCCAAAAUGUAAGCCAAUAAUUUGAUUUAUGAUAAAUAGAGAUGAACGACUUGUAGAAGAUGUAACCCAAGAUAUCUGUGAUAAUAGAGAAUAUUUUAUACAUAGGACCACCAGAAAAGGCAAAAAAGUAGAAUUCGAUUGAAAUAACAUUCAUGGCAAAGGAUGCAAUAUUCCCAUCUAAAAUGAAGAAUAGGAGCACCAACAUGAGUGUUAAUAGCAGUUAUGGAAGAGACUUGAUGGCUGCUCAAUAACCAAUAGUAAUUACGAAGAAGAAGGAAAUCAUCAUAUGGGAAAUAGCUUUUUCCAAACCUGACAUUUUGAAAGAGUUCACUCACAUAAUUGAUAAGGUUAAGCAUCCUGAAAAAUACCCAUAAUAAGAUCAACAAUAACAGAGCUAAAUUUAGUAGUAAUUACCUUAAUAGCCAUCAAUGGUGCAAUCUGAGACAGCAAAGUAAAAGAGCAGUAUCUAAUAACAACAAGACACUAAUGAAAAGGAGAAUUAAUAGAAAGAAGUCCAAUAGAAAGAAGCCUAAUAGAAUUAAUAAUAGGUUGAUAAAUAGAGGUCUGAAGAAUAGCAAAAGUAGGAGGAGCUAUAAAUAUAAUAACAAAAAGAAAAGGAAAAGGAGACUCACUAGUCAGAACUUAGGAGUAAAAUAGAAAAAGAAUAAUAAUUAGAGGAGGAAAAUUAGAUCUUGUAGAAGAAGGCAGAGGAACAAUCGAGAUAAGAUUAAACAGUUUUGAAUAAGGAAGAAUCCAAAAAAACUAUGGUGAGGAAUAGAAUCAAGACAGCUUGGAAUUAUAAUUAUUUAUAAGCGAUAGAGCUAGCCAAUAUGAAGGAUCCAAAAACUAUUGAGGAAUGUAUCACAAACAGUUUUGUGUUGCAUGAAUCCAUAGGGAGAAUGAGAGAUCAUGCAAUAGAUGUUUGUUAAACCAUUAUUGAUGAAUUAUGUUUGCCUAAUUAAAUGAAAACCAUAAAACCUACAGAUUGUUUAAAUGAGGACAAGUACAUUAUGUACAGUCAUCAGGAUAAUACUAUUGAUUUUGGUGAUGAUUUCUAUUGUUACGAUGGGUUAUUCAUCAAAUUAUCAUUUUGCCAAUUGAAAUCUCAAGAAAUCCACACUUAACAAGGUAAAUAGGAAAUCUAAAUUUAUGAAGAGUCUUAACUUAAGGCCUUGGGAAAUGGUAAAUAUUGUUAAUAUCUAAGAUAGAAUUUCGGUAUCUAUCCCUAUUAGCUGAAUAGAUUGAACUCUUAAUUUAGGAAGAAUCCAAUUACCCUUUAAGAGUCCCAUUGUCAUGCAUAGUAGACUACAAAGGAGUCAGAGCCUUUGUAAUGGCAGUUCCUCCAAUUGAUGAUUCUACUUUAAUUCAUGGUCCAACAUUAGAUGGCUAAUUUAUUACGAAUAAUGCCAUCCAGCAAUAUAUGAAUUCAAUUAGCAUCAGAUUAAAUCUUAAAUAACAUAAAUUCUUUGAGGAUGAGAUGAUUAGCAAUGUGAUACCAAUGAGUCUAUUUUAAGAAGUUCACAAGAUUAAUAAAGAGUACAUUGAAUUAAGGUGGAUUGAAAAUGAAUAGAAUAUCAAUGAAUUCCCUCCUCAGAAUCUUUCCUUGUAUUAUCUAUUAAAAUGUGGAGACUUGAUGCCUGUCAUACUCUAAGAGAAUGUACAAAACACCUCCAGAUUGAGACCAGAAUUUGUAAGAAGUUGGAACAAACCUUUAAAUUCAGAUGCAUAUUUGAAAUAGAUCAAACUCUCUGAAACUCAAGCAGAUUAUAAUGAAUUAAAGUAAGCAACCAAUUUCCUCCAAAAUUAACUAUUACAUGAUCUGAUAGGUAAAUUUGAAUCUCUUGAAUAUUUACCACUUGAUUCAACUCAAUUGAGUGAACAAUUACAUCAAUCUGGUAUCAAUAUUAAAUAUAUUGGUAAAAUUUGUUAGAUGUGUUCAGUAUAACACAUAAAAGAUCUCUGUAUUUGUGAUAUGAUCAGCAGAGUAUGUAAGAAGGUGCUAAGAAAUAAUGCAGCCGAUCUAAUGAAGAAUCUGAAAUAUCAGUUAUCUUAAAAAUUACAGAGUGAUCAAUCUAACAUUUUGGAGUUUUCAAUGAUUUAGGAAUUAAACACCAAAGAAGUAUAGGAUAGCAAAAUAGUCUUAGAAUUAUCAUCCAAAUUGAUAAAUGAAAGUUGUCUUGACUUUUUGAAUCUCCUUUUGGGUGUUGGAAAAGAAUCUGACAUAUUUUGGAUUUAAAUCAUAUAAAAAUAGAUUUGGUAUGAUUACUCAUACAAUCUUGAUGUUACAUCCAGAUUUUCAAUGCAAUACAAAGGAAUGCUGCUCUACUCUCUGCAAUAACAGUGCGAUAUAUCCAUUGCUAUUUCUCCAGCCUUAAUGAAUGGAAUGUUUAAGGAACCCUUUCCCUUGAAGGAGAAACCUUAAUUCAAUGUCUAAUAGAAGGCCUAUCUGUUGAACACAUCGAAAAUAGCUCGAAAAUCAAAGAGAAAAAACAUCAUGAAUUAAGAAUAAAUAUUUCAAUCUAUCAAAUGGUCUUUGGAGUUGUGUCUACUACGAAAAGAAGGAGAUGAUAUGUUUGCUAACCUAUUAUGCGAGGAAGGUUGUGAGAAUGCUAAUAAAGCUCUGUGUUUCACUAAACCUGGCCAUCCAAGUCAAAUCAAACCACUUUUACAAAUCAUCCAAAUGAACAUGAACAAUCUAGACACUGCACUGUAAUACUUUGAAUAAGCUCUCUAAAUCCUUGAUUCCUACUUCGGAUCCACUCAUCCUUAUUAUUUUAUGAUCUACUCUAUCUUUGGACAUUAUCUAAUGGAAAAUGGAUAUUUCAAUGACGCUCUGAAUCUAUAUGGAACUGCCUUACAGUGUGCUAUUCGCUUAUUUUAGACUCAUUAAUGCAUCGCUGAUAUCUAUGCAGACAUAGGUCAAUUGUACUUUUUUAGAAAAGACUGCAGCAAUGCAUCCAUCAAUUACAACAAGGCUGUCUCUAUUUAUGAGAAAUGCAAUCAAUAUCAGUCAAUCAAAUAUGCCAAUAUACUACUACUUUAAGGCUAAUUGCUCUAAAAUCAAUAGGAACAUGAGUAGGCAGCUUAGAGGGUUGAGGCUGCUAUCGAUAUUUUGUAAUAAUUUGAAUAUUCAUAAACAGAGCUCUUAAUGGAGGCAAUCAAACUACUAAUACAGAUUUGCAAUUCUUAGAAUAAGCAGAGCAAAUCCAACUAAUUAGGUUUACAACUCCAACUACUGUAGAUGAGACACUCUAUUAUGCAAUGA
This is a messenger RNA of Paramecium octaurelia, 3426 nucleotides long. Lineage: Eukaryota; Ciliophora; Oligohymenophorea; Peniculida; Parameciidae. The record is from the annotation of a GenBank genome assembly.